CCGCGGGAGAAACACUCUGCUUCUGGCAGCCUGAAGAGCGUUUCUGCCGCGCACACGGAGAAGAAGAAGAAGAAGAAGACGGAAUAAAGUCAAAACUCUCAGUCCGUUUAGUGUGUGAGCCGACAAGAGAAGAGACAAAACUUCAUGGGAGAAGAAGUUCACAUUACGGAUCAACAUUAAGUAGUUAACCUGAGGAGUUGUGCCAUGUUGUAGUGUAGUAGUGAGGGUUAUAUAAAUGUAGUGACGGAGAGAAAGCUUGAAGUGACAGAGGAAUUAGUAGUUUCUCUGGCUUUAGAGUAGCGGAUCCUCCAGGGAGGGAAUAUACCACACUUUUGGACCCGAGGUGGAGAGUGUAUUUUGGGGGUAAAGCUGUGCUCCGGAGCUCCUUCCUUUGGAGGCUUGCUGCUGGUGAAGUUCCCCGGCGGUAAGGUGCAGCCACGCCGGGGGGAAAGCACUGCUAGCUCUGCUGCUGCUGCUUCUUCUGGUGUCGUGGAUCGAGGCCUGGUCGGUGAGGCGACAAUGCUUGACAUAAUGUCCGAGCACCAAGAUACACUGUUGACGUGCAAAACGGAACCUUUGCCCCCAGAGAGGAAAAAGAGGACGGUUGAGGACUUCAACAAGUUCUGCAGCUUUGUCCUGGCGUAUGCUGGUUACAUCCCCAGUCCAAAAGAGGAAAGUUCAUGGUCCCCAACAUCAUCCAGCUCUGCACACAGUUCAGGGUUGUCGGCAGACGGAGGCGGCGGAGGCAGCAGCUCCACCGGCAACACUUGGGCAGACGGAAGCUCCGACAUCCACACCAUCCACACGUUUGUCCGUAAAGCUCGAGCGAACAAGGGCAAAAACAUUCGCCGCAUGCACUCUGAUAGCACUCUACUGGACAAGAUGCGCCUUAAAGACUCCCUGUAUGAGAGCCAGGCCAGCACUAAAGCCGAGCGCAAGAAGGACAAAAAGCUUAAAAAGCUGUCGCUGGGUUCCGGCAUGACGGCGGCAGACAGCGGCAGCAGCGAAGGCGAGAAACGGGCGCGCAUCAAGCGCAGCAAAAACUCAAAACAGCCAAAGCCCAAGAAGCUCAAAAGUUCGACUGCUCAAAGUGAGACAGACUCUGAGGCGCGCCAUACGGAGGUACGAACCGGCAGAGAGGAGCUGACGGAGCACGGGGGCUCCACCCCGAGCAUGCAGGACCUGGAGAAGAUGCAGCCGGACGAGUCCAUGAGGGAAGCAGAGAUGAGCUCCAGUGAGGGUGAGACCUGGAUCGCAGACGAAGACAUUAUGGUGGAGUCAGGGGACGAUUCAUGGGACUUGAUCACCUGUUACUGCGGGAAGCCAUUCGCGGGACGGCCGAUGAUCGAAUGCAACCAGUGCGGCAUAUGGGUGCACUUGUCGUGCGCAAAGAUCAAGAAGUCCAACGUUCCAGACAUCUUUUACUGCCACAAGUGCAGGGACGUGCGGCGGUCUGGAAACAAAAAAGACCCCUAGACACAAAGAGGACGGGAGGGACGAGGAGCACCCACCCUGUUUUUGCUGUCCUCUUUCUUGACACUUGUUUUCUUUGAUGCCUACAGCCAAAACAGCCUAAAAUUAUCACCUGGAUGGCAACUGUAUUGUCAGUUUGUAGGAUUUCUUUUUGACAAUCACAACCAUUCUUAUUUAUCCCUCACGGUUUCUUCUUUUUUUCUUUUUUUUUUUGUUCCUUACUUCUUUUUUCUUUGGCUACUGUGAAGAACUGGACAGAAGGCGACAGAGACAGCGGAGAAUCAUUUAUUUGUUACUAAUUAAUUCCUUCAUUAAUUGGCUUUAUUGUUGCAUACUGUGCUGGUUGAUGCCCACAUGAACUUCCACACUUAUUCUCAUAUCCACUGUAGGCGCAUUUUGACUCUUUUUUUUUUUUCUUGAGGAUAUCGACAAAUCAGAGGAAAAUUUCCUUUAGUGUCUCAAGGAGUAGCAUUUUCAGUUUGAUAUCCAUUUCCUCUCAAAUCAAUGCAAGUUUUACAAAUUGACAAAAUUAAUAAGAGAUGGAAAAAGGCACCCCUGUUUGUUUAGAAGUAUGUCGUAAUGCUAGAUGGGCAGCUCAUUUUAUUUUUCGAUCGUAUUUUUUGGCAAUUUUUGAGUUUGCAUUUUUUUGUUUAGGCCGUCAGAGAUCUCACUCCUCUAGAAUAAGUGGUCUUUAAACUAAUUGAAUAUGUCAACAUUUAGCAUUUUUGAAUCUGCAAUUGUGUCUAAAUUACUACAUUUCAAAUUGCACAGACAAUUUUUUCAGCAGUGCACUUUUAAAAUCUAAAAUACCAAAUACCAUCCCACCAAUGCGCUUCUGGGUGGUAUUUGGGAUAUGAUGACCUCCGGCUGAUUUAACUCUGUACUUGGCAUGUAGCUGUGUACAUUCAUGAUUAAGCGCUUAAUGUUUCUCCCUGUCUGGCUUGUUAAUCAAUGCCAACCAUUUACCAUGAACAACAUUUACAUUGAAAGCUGUUUAAAUUUUGAUGUUUUUGUUCCAUGUGUGGUUUUAGUUUUUCAUGUUAAACUCAUCUGAUAUGAGGGCGUAACGUUGCUGUAAGACGAAUGGUUCAGCAGUGCUUGACGAUAUCAAAGUGGCUCUGAGGCUGAAUGGUUGUAAAAUAUUUGUUUUCAUGUAAUUUGUUUAUUUCUUAGCUUUCUGAGAAGCGGGAUUAGGGAUGCGCCCGCAUUCAGAGAAUGGACAUAAAGAUUGUCUUACAUCGAGAACAAAGUUGUAGUGUACAGAAAAUAAGUUGGCGCCGCAGUAGGCUGCGGCGUUUUGUUUAUGUUGUUUGGUUUUUACCAUGUGCUUUUUCUUUUCGUUUGGUUGGUGGGAGAGUCUUGGUAAGUCUCCAGUAGCAGUUGCACUCUCUCUACAACUUCAAUUCUGUGUACAUAUCCUGUUCUUUGACAACUGUACAUAUGUGAAAGUGAAGAGAGAAAAUACCCAAGCAAAAUCUAUAUUUUCUGCAGUCUGAUAUUGUUUUCUUUAAUUGUAGCUUGAAAAAUAAAAAAGUCUUUGGGAACAUAA
This is a messenger RNA of Sebastes umbrosus (honeycomb rockfish), 3022 nucleotides long. RefSeq names its product PHD finger protein 23b (gene phf23b). Bases 520 to 1476 code for a protein of 318 amino acids. The record is from RefSeq and is a predicted model, not a curated record. Gene Ontology annotation, biological process: negative regulation of autophagosome maturation; positive regulation of protein ubiquitination; negative regulation of autophagosome assembly. The transcript has 5 exons. Lineage: Eukaryota; Metazoa; Chordata; Actinopteri; Perciformes; Sebastidae.